AUGCUGCCCUUCAUUAACGCUCCUUUCGCCUACGUCGCCGGCGCCCUGGGCUCGUCCCCCGACGAGCUCAAGCUCGUCGGCUCCUUCCUCAUCUCGUACCCUCUUGCCGCCGCCCUCAAGCGCAUCCCCGACUCGAAGCCGUGGCAGAAGAAUGCCUUCAUAAUAUCGGUUUCUCUGUUCUACCUCGUCGGCUUGUUCGACCUCUGGGCCGGCCUUCGCACCCUGUUCAUCAGCUCCGCUGGAGCCUAUGCCAUCGCCAAGUACAUCGAGGGUCCGUUGAUGCCAUGGAUCGGCUUCGUCUUCCUGAUGGGCCAUAUGUCUAUCAAUCACCUCGAUCGCCAGUUCAGGAACGAGCCCCAGAACGUCGACAUCACCGGUGCUCAGAUGGUCUUGAUCAUGAAGCUCACCGCCUUCUGCUGGAACGUCCAUGAUGGCCGCCUGUCCGAGAAGGAGCUGUCCGAUUACCAGAAAGAGCGCGCUCUUCGCGAAUUGCCUCCGGUCCUGGACUAUGUGGGUUACGUGCUGUUCUUCCCCUCGCUGUUCGCCGGUCCCGCUUUCGACUACGUCGACUACCGCCAGUGGUUGACUACCAGCAUGUUUGAGCUCCCGCCCGGCGUUGAUCCCUCCAAGGCUGCCCCGACCCGGAAGAAGCGCAAGAUCCCGCGCAGCGGCACCCCCGCCGCUUGGAAGGCCGCCUACGGUCUGGUCUGGAUCUUUGCCUUCCUCAAGUUCUCUGGUUGGUACAACACCGACCUGCUCCUGGGCGACGAGUACAUGAAGCACAACUUCCUCAAGCGCCUCUACUACCUGCACAUGGUCGGCUUUGCCGCCCGCAUGAAGUACUACGGCGUCUGGCAUUUGACCGAGGGUGCUUGCAUUCUCUCUGGCAUCGGCUACAAGGGCGUCGAUCCCAAGACCGGCCGCGUCAACUGGAAUCGACUCCAAAAUGUGAAGCCUCUGGGCAUCGAGUUAGGCCAAAACACCCAUGCCUAUCUCGGAAACUGGAACAUCAACACCAAUCUUUGGCUGCGGAACUACAUGUACCUGCGUGUAACCCCCAAGGGCAAGAAACCCGGAUUCCGAGCCAGCAUGGCAACCUUUGUCACCUCGGCCUUCUGGCACGGCUUCUAUCCCGGUUACUACAUGAGCUUUGUCCUGGCAAGCUUCCUCCAGACCAUUGCCAAGAACGGCCGCCGCCUCCUCCGCCCCUUCUUCAUGACACCCGACGGCACACGCCCCCUCCCAACCAAGAUGUACUACGACAUCUUCUCCUGGCUAGUCACUCAAAUCGCCUUCUCCUUCACCGUGAUCCCCUUCAUCACCCUCGAGCUCGCCCCGUCCCUCCUGAUCUGGAGCCGCGUCUACUUCGUCACCAUCGGCGGCGUCAUCGUCUCCCUGGCCUUCCUCGCCUCCCCGGGCAAGAAGAUGCUCCAGAAGAAGGUCGCGCAGCGAUCCGCAGGAGCCAAGCCCGCAGCCGGCGCCAAAGACGCCACGCCAGCCUCGACCACGACCUCUUCGCAGAUUCCGACCGCCGACCUCAUCGCCCGCGGGCGCUCGAGCCUCACGGUCGACGACCUGCUCGAAGAGAAGGUGCUCGGCGAGGCGUUGGGCAUGCGCCCCGGCCUGAGCCGCAACCCGUCGACCGAGGGCGGCGGCGGCCGGGUGCCCCUGAUGGGCCUGCCCGACGACCCGGGCCGCGAGCUCGACGAGGCCAUCGAGGAGGUCAAGGCCGAGAUCGCGCGGCGGAAGGCGAGCGGCGAGGGCCCGCCGGGGACGCACGAGGUGCGGGCGUGGCUGGAGGAGAAGGUGAAGGAGUUGAAGAAGCGGAGGGAUUGA
Messenger RNA from Diplodia corticola, 1836 nucleotides. RefSeq names its product mboat family protein. Gene Ontology annotation, cellular component: endoplasmic reticulum; membrane. Gene Ontology annotation, molecular function: 1-acylglycerophosphocholine O-acyltransferase activity; 1-acylglycerol-3-phosphate O-acyltransferase activity. The coding region runs from base 1 to 1836 and encodes 611 amino acids. NCBI's taxonomy places the organism in Eukaryota, Fungi, Ascomycota, Dothideomycetes, Botryosphaeriales, Botryosphaeriaceae. Gene Ontology annotation, biological process: glycerophospholipid biosynthetic process; lipid modification. The transcript has 5 exons. The record is from RefSeq and is a predicted model, not a curated record.